UCCGCCAUAAGUCUCUGAAAUUGAAGUCAUCAACUGAACAGCAAGAUAGAGUACGGCGAGGACCAGAUACUUGCCUUUUAAUUGUAGUUUUCUAACUGUCAGAAGUUAAUUUGGCUAUUUAAAUUGCAUCGGAAAUUUGCAAACCUCCGAUUAAGGAUUUUAGUUGCCAACAAUUUUUUGCUAGCCAGCAGUUGCCUUCUUGCUGUAUUUUUAGGAGGCGUAGCUAGCGAAGUUAUGUCACAGAUAGGAGGUUUGGUUAUGUCAGCCAACGAACGUUAGGUACACGGGGAAUGGGCAUUACGGUGCUGUAAUGCAGAAUCGGUAUAUAUAGGUUUUGAAAAAAUGGGAUGUCUUCAUACGAACUAUUUUAACUUUAGUCACCAGCUUGGUGCGUGUUCUAUUCGGCUCUCGCGGAAUAAGGCCUACUAGCUCUUCUCUUGGAAAACAACACGAGUCUUUCACAAUGGCACAUGUAAAAGAUAGUCUGAAGUAUUUUUGUGAGGAGUAAGGAGUGUUUUUGUCUGAUUAUCAGUUCACUUUUCAACACCGCUAGCUAGCUAUACGUUAUAGUCCGAGACGAAAAUGGAGACGGGAAUCCAAACUCACCAGUUUGUCCACGCCGUAUCCAACCCUGGAGCAGCGGGUAUAUGCACUGAAAUGCUCGAGGUGGCAGAGGAAGCAAACCGGGCAGGUGACUACGACCUUGCCGCGGAGAUCUAUAGCUCUCAGCUGGUGGACCUCCAGCAUCCAGACCGGGGCAUCUGUUUGCGCAAAGCUGACGCUCUGUCCCAGGCGGGGCGGAUAGCAGAGGCGCUUGACUCGUACUGCACCGCGGCCAACAUUGGCAAACUUCGACCGGACGAAUUGCAGCUUUUGGUUGUAAACAUAGCACGGACCCUUCGCGAGAAGGAGCUAAACAUUCAUGGGAAGGCAACGAGUUGUCAUAAAAGUGGGAAUGGAGACGAUGGUUUUGAGGACGAACCCCUGGACUUGUUUUCAUGCCGCCUUUGUAGGUGUUUACUAUCCGAACCAACCACCUUGGAGUGCGGCCAUACAUUUUGCAAACAUUGUUUAGAAAAAGAAACGGUCAAAAACUGCAUACAAUGCAAACAUAAACUGAACAGAAAAGACGUACAGAUCCUUCCCAUUGGGCUUAGAGUAAAUGUCAUCCUCAGUAGUUUGUUGGAUAAAUGGUUCGACUCUGAAAGUAAAGCCAGGAGGCAUUGGAUAGAAGGUGAGGUCUCACAGAAGAAGCACAACUACACAGAUGCUUUGGAGAAGUACAACAAAGCCGUAGAACUGGCGCCAUCUGUAGGUCGGCUACUGGGACAGCGUGCUGAGCUGCACUUGGACAGUAGCAACUAUAGCCAGGCCAUCCAGGAUGCAGAGAGCAUGUGUAGACUCAAACCUCUCUGGCCAAAGGCCCACUACAUCAAGGCCUCAGCCCUGAGUAAAGCCAACCGCAAUGAUGAGGCCUUAAAGGAGUACUUCCUGUGUGUGGCACUGAAACCUGAUUGGACGAUGGUAAAGCUGGAAGCCCAGAAGGUGCUUAGUGAGCUGUUCUCGUCAGUGUUUGAGAAGGACGGUCAGCCCACUCCCAAACAUCCUUUACAGGGUGGUCCUUCCACUCGCCUUCUCAAGCCGUCUGCCCUGCUCGGCUCUCUGCACCCCUUCACCACCCCACCGAGGCCUGGCUGCUCCUCACAGGACUCAGAGUUCAGAGUGAGGAAGAGUUCUCUGUGUGAGGUUCCCUCAGACUCCUCCAAACAUUCCCUGUCCCCCAGCAGUGAGGCUGAGAAGCCCUUGCUAGAAGACGCCAAGAGCCUAGCCAGUGUCCUGGCUGCCCUGCCUGCCCCCCCAGGCGGUCUCAAGAGGAGACACAGUGGGGACGGCCCAGCCUUCAGCCCUCCCUCCAAACUGCUCAGACCAGAUGAAGCCUGCUCCACCUCUCACCCUCCUGCUGCUUCCCUCUGGGGGAGGACGGUGGCUGCAGACCUGCUCGACAGUAGAGAUAUGGAGUGCUCCCUCUGCAUGAGGCUGUUCUUUGAGCCUGCCGCCACCCCCUGUGGACACACCUUCUGCCUCAAGUGUCUGGAGCGCUGUCUGGACCACAACCCCUACUGCCCUCUCUGCAAAGAGAACCUCUCCGAGUAUCUGGCCACUAGAGGGUACAACAAGACCCUGCUGAUGGAGGAGGUGCUGCAGCGUUACCUGGGAGACGAGCUUGCGGAGAGGAAGAAGAUCCACGAGGAGGAGAUAAAGGAACUGUCAAACUUGAACCAGGAAGUGCCGAUCUUUGUGUGCACCAUGGCCUUCCCCACCAUCCCCUGUCCGCUGCACGUCUUUGAACCGUGCUACCGCCUCAUGAUCCGCCGCUCCAUGGAAACCGGCACCAAACAGUUUGGCAUGUGCAUCGCUGACGAGUUGAAGGGUUUCGCAGAUUACGGCUGCAUGCUGGAGGUCCGGGACGUCAAGUUUUUCCCUGAUGGGAGGUCUGUGGUCGACACCAUCGGCGUGUCUCGCUUCAAAGUACUGAGCCACGGCCAGAGAGACGGAUACAACACGGCCAAGAUCGAGUACCUGGAGGAUAAGAAGGUGGAGGGCCAGGAGUUAGCGGAGCUGCAGAAGCUUUAUGUCUCUGUGUACGACCAGGCCAGCAGCUGGUUCACCUCCCUCAAAGACAACAUGAAGAGCCAGAUAAUCAGCCACUUUGGACACCUGCCUGGGAAGGACCCUGACCCACAGGGUAAUCCCAGUGGUCCAGCGUGGGCUUGGUGGCUGUUGGCUGUACUGCCUCUUGACAACCGUGCCCAGCUCACCAUCCUGGCCAUGCCCUGCCUCAAGGACCGCCUCAUUGCCAUCCGCAGGGUCCUGAUCUUCGUCACGCGCAAGAGACCCCGAUGACCGCUCAACCACAACCGCUAUGACCAUGCAUAGUCAUUCACUCAUUCAGUAAACCCACUCAUCAGCUUUCAUAUCAGGGCAAUGCCUUUGACUCUUUUACAAAUGUAGCUCUCUGAAUCUGAAGAAGACAUUGGGAGACAUUUGGUUGGAUUGUAGGGGGUGGGAUAGGGAGGUCAUCGUUUCUGGUUGUCCAUCCAUCCAUCUACCUAUCAAUGUCCAGUUCACCUGUGUCCUCUGUCACUGUGUCACAAGAACUCACUGGAACUAUGGACUUUGUCACGCCAUCUCUCAGCUUCUUCUGUUCCUUCUCUCAAGGGAGGGAAUAAGAGAGCACGAUAAUCAGACUGGUGACUGUCAUGAUGCACCAGAACUGGGCCGACCGCAUAACUGUGUUGGGUCCGCAAUGUUGUAACUUAAUGUAAAAAAUGUUUUCUAAGAAAAAGAAAAUAAGACCUGACACGACCAAAAAUGAAUUUGUAUGACUGAAAAAGAAACCAAUGCCGACUGUAUUGGGUUGUCUUUAGUUUGGGUGUCGUUAUGUUUCUGUUGUUCAAUCCCUGCUGACUAUGGUGCGAGACUCAUGUAAGACCCAGAGCGAUAGAAACCUCCAAAAUGGAGUAGAAGGUGUACAUAUGAGGAUGUGCUCCUGCUUAAAUGGCUGCUUCUCACUGAUUUCUACAUGACUGGGGAAAUGGAGGCAAAACAUGAAGCUAUGCAUCUAACCCAGUCAUAUGUAUAUGCCUCAAUAAUAGUGGAAAAGUAAUAAUUGCGCAUCUCAAAUAAACGCUAAAUAAUCCUAAAAUUGGUUUGCAUGUAGAUUGAAGAGAUUUGGGUUAAACUCAAUUAAUUAAAUUUUAGUAAACUUUCAGUAAAAUAAAGACUUGCAUUUCUCCACUGUAA
Molecule: messenger RNA, 3804 nt
Organism: Coregonus clupeaformis (lake whitefish)
Lineage: Eukaryota; Metazoa; Chordata; Actinopteri; Salmoniformes; Salmonidae
Product: LON peptidase N-terminal domain and RING finger protein 2-like
Exons: 10
Coding region: 583-2904 (773 amino acids)
Molecular function (GO): protein binding
Source: RefSeq, a predicted model, not a curated record